ACUUUACUACUGAUGCUUUUUAUUCCACUACAUUUAUGUGACAGCUGUACUGCACCUAUCCUGAUUCAAUGGGUGAUGCAAGAGGAAAUGACUUGAGGAAAAUAAGUAUUAUCAAUAAAGUAAAUAAAAAACAGUAAAUUAAAUAAAUAAAUAAAAAGUCAGAUCCCUACACGUUAAUGCAAAAGUAAUACUCAUCCAACAUUAUGUACAAAUACAUACUUUUAUACAUUUUGCUGAUAAUCUACGAUUUCAUUUUAGUAUUGUUUGGAUUAUUUAUUUAUUUAUUCAUGGUGGCGUGACUGAUCUAACCCUUGAUGGUGUAACUUCAGCACACAUGUUAAAUUACGUCCCCGUGAGGUUUAGUAGGGUGUGGUUUUCACUCGGUCGAUCAAUCAAGCAAGAAAAACUUCUCAGGUCAAAUCCUUGUCAAAUGUGGCCUGUAAGAUCCACCUCUGUAUGAACACUGAGCAUAACUAGUUUAGUGGGUUCCACGAACGAAGAAGUGUCUCAAUGUUGUCUGAUGUGAUAAUGCAUAUAGUGUCUGAAUCAGCACCUAAUAUGCUAACAUUCAUUUACCAAUUAAUUGCAUAUAUGUCAUAUAUGGUAAAUUUAUUAGAUUUACUCUUGAAAUCUUGAAAAUAAGAACAAAAAAUUAAAAAAGUGUUGUGACGUCCUAGUUUAUCGCCGCGGUGUAGGGUUUCCCAGUGUUUCAAUGAGCGCCCUAUAAAGGGUUAAGUGAAACGCCAGAGCAGCUCUGCCCUCCUGCUCGUCUCGGUUAAGUGCGUUUCCACUGAGUUUCCAUUGAGGCGGUCGGUGUCUGACGAUCUGCGUGUUGCCGGAGUUCAGCCUGCGGAGGGCAUGCAGUCCAAUGACCAGAUCCCCUGAUAAGCAGACGAGGAAGAGCCUAUGAAGAGCCUCGCUCGCAGUGCGGCACUCGUCAGGCGGUCGGAGUCGGUGCUGAACGCGGAGGGAGGAGAGAGGAGGUAGGGAAGGAGGGACCACUAUGUGAUGGUUGUUCCAAAGAGCCAGGAAGCGGGCUAGUUGCUAGCCGUCCUCCGAGCUGCUGCUGCUACCACUGCUGCUACUUUCUUCUUCUUCUCGCCGGGUAAAGCAGCCACCUCUGAGCAGGUGUCUGGGCUGACCAGAACUGCACUUUUGCUCAGAGUCUCAGCUGUUCGGCCGUAAAUGUGACAGACCACAACAACAACGCAUCCAGCCUCAACAUGGGUCAGGACAGGGGGAAGUAUGACUUCUACAUCGGCCUGGGACUGGCCAUCAGCUCCAGCAUCUUCAUCGGGGGCAGCUUCAUCCUCAAGAAGAAGGGACUCCUUCGGCUGGCUAAGAAGGGAUCGAUGCGGGCGGGCCAGGGUGGUCAUGCGUAUCUAAAAGAAUGGCUAUGGUGGGCUGGUCUACUGUCAAUGGGGGCUGGGGAAGCAGCCAACUUUGCAGCAUAUGCCUUCGCUCCCGCGACACUGGUCACACCGCUGGGAGCCCUCAGCGUGCUCGUCAGUGCGGUGCUGUCGUCGUACUUCCUGACGGAGCGGUUAAACCUGCACGGGAAGCUCGGCUGCCUGCUCAGCAUCCUGGGCUCCACCACCAUGGUCAUUCAUGCGCCGCAGGAGGAAGAGAUCAGUAGCCUCGAGCACAUGGCCAAAAAGCUGGUUGACCCAGGGUUUUUUGUCUUUGCCACUCUCGUCAUCAUCACGGCUCUCAUCUUCAUUUUUGUCGUGGGUCCCCGCCACGGUCAGACCAAUAUCCUCGUCUACAUCACCAUCUGCUCAGUAAUCGGGGCGCUAUCGGUGUCCUGCGUCAAAGGACUGGGCAUCACCAUCAAAGAAGCAAUCGCCGGAAAGAACGUAGCAAAAAACCCGCUUGCUUGGAUCUUACUUUUGGGCCUGGUGGCUUGCGUGAGCACACAGAUCAACUACCUGAACAAGGCUCUGGACAUAUUCAACACCUCGCUGGUGACUCCCAUCUACUACGUGUUCUUUACCACGUCUGUGCUCACAUGCUCCGCCAUCCUCUUCAAAGAGUGGGAGCACAUGGGCACGGACGACGUGAUCGGUACGCUCAGCGGCUUCCUCACAAUCAUCGUGGGCAUCUUCCUGCUCCACGCCUUCAAAGACCUUAGCGUUAGCUUGGCCACUCUGGCCGUGUCCAUACGGAAGGAGGAGCGGGCGUCGCCGUCGGCCAACGGCGUGGCUCCUCACAGCAAUUACGAGCUGCUACACAACGAGACCACGGAGGACAUGGAGGACAGAGAAAUGGGUUUGCCUUUUGAUAGCAUCUCCAGAAGAAAUGGAGCGAUGACUUCCUCUUUGGAUCAUUAAGGAACGUUUUUUUUUCAGCCGUGGGGUGUAUGAAAUAUGAAAAUAAGACAAUCAGUUGUGUGGGGAGAGUGGCUUGGACAGACCAGUGGAUUGUAUUUAAUGUUUAAUUUGCCUUACUUUAUCAGAAUAUGACUUGGUCAUAUUCAGUUACAGUUUGAACUUAAUUUCAUUCCUCUGUAGCGGUGUAAAUAAGUUUUUUAAAGAAACGUUUUGUUAUAUGUACAUGCAUAUUCAUGCACUGACUUACUUUCUAUGAAUCAAAAAGACAAAGUUUUAAUAUAUAUUCUAUAUGAGGUCCAGCUGACAAUGACUACAUUUGAUAGGACAUUCACUAUAAUUUGGAUUUUCGUGAUACUUGAAAGUAACAGUUUUUGUUGGGGGUCAUUCUGAACUUUUAUUUUGUAGUUUUUACAUGAAAAGCUCUCGAGAUGAACCAACAGAUUUGUUACAUAUUUAUUGAAUUAAAAUGAUUAAAACAUUCGAAACAAGGCACAGUGAAUAAAUGAUUAACAUGA
This is a messenger RNA of Mugil cephalus (flathead mullet), 2845 nucleotides long. It is a transcript of the gene nipa2, whose product is annotated as NIPA magnesium transporter 2. Gene Ontology annotation, biological process: magnesium ion transport. The transcript is spliced from 6 exons. Gene Ontology annotation, molecular function: magnesium ion transmembrane transporter activity. Gene Ontology annotation, cellular component: membrane. Lineage: Eukaryota; Metazoa; Chordata; Actinopteri; Mugiliformes; Mugilidae. The record is from RefSeq and is a predicted model, not a curated record. The coding region runs from base 1224 to 2330 and encodes 368 amino acids.